AUGGCAGGAGAAAUCAUCGCCGUCGGCGAAGACGUAAAAAAAUGGACGCAGGUGUCUGGUAGCCAUCCCAGAACACUUGUACUACGAGGAAGCUCCGACACUUCCUUCGCUGUCGCUUCUGGGGCCACUGUGAUAGCCACUUCAUCCUCGAACGAGAAACUCGCAGAAGCCACUAAACUUGGAGCGAAGCACACUAUUAAUUACACAAACAAGCCUGAAUGGGAUAAAGAGGUUCUUGAACUGACCAAUAAAGUCGGUGUUGAUUUUGUCAUAGAGGUUGGUGGUCAAGGCACCUUACCCAGGUCGCUCAACGCCGUAAGAAUCGGUGGUUCUGUGGCAGCCAUAGGAUUUUUAUCUAAGGAUACUAGCGGCCUUGAUUUUGUACUUCCUGUUAUCAUGAAAUCGAUUUUGGUUAGAGGUGUCUACAUUGGGCCCGUCUCGGAGUUCAUCAAUAUGAACCGUCUUAUUGAAGCUAACCCCGAAAAAACCAGACCUGUAAUAAACAAGGUCUUCAAUUUCGACCAGGCUGUCGAUGCUUAUGCUUACUUGAAAAGUCAACAACAUGUCGGCAAGAUUGUCAUCAAGGUUGCGUGA
Psilocybe cubensis is the source of this 594-nucleotide messenger RNA. Its product is annotated as Zinc-type alcohol dehydrogenase-like protein. The transcript has 6 exons. Bases 1 to 594 code for a protein of 197 amino acids. NCBI's taxonomy places the organism in Eukaryota, Fungi, Basidiomycota, Agaricomycetes, Agaricales, Agrocybaceae. The record is from RefSeq and is a predicted model, not a curated record.